UGCAUGUGCAACGUCAAAGACCUCCAAAAGUCGCUCGCUCUGCGAGUAGGUUCCGGUUUCUUAUAAUCCCCCGACCUCCCCCCAGGUGACAUGUCCUGAUCUUGCAACCUGGACUCGGUCUUCCAAUAAAUAGAUCAUCAAUCGCAACUUCUUCUCUCCCCCAUAUCUUCUCUAGUUUUAUGUAGCACACCAUGUUUUCCGUUAUGAGUCCCAAUGUCCAUAUGUGUCCACCCAUGGACAAGUCAUACUCCGCCCAUUCCUCGUACUCGUCCUCCAGCGAAGACUCGAUUCCGUCAAUGGGCCCUUACGACAUGUACGGCCUGAUGGGCAGCAGCCUGCAGAUGGGGAUGCAACAGUCCUCCCCAGUGUACUCUUCCUCAAUCGAGUCCUCGUACUUCGGCUCGCCGGCAACACCAGAGCCGUACCACGACUAUGCCCCUUCAAUGUCAUACUCGCCAGGCAUGUACGCCGCCGUGAACAUGUACCAGAACUUCUCAUCGGCUCCGAGCCACCCGUGGGCCCCCAUGCAAGAACCUUGCUACGGUGAAACCAUGACACCCGAGCCGUGCGACAUGGAGAUGUACGGCGCGGGGUCGGAUGUUUACGAGGCUCCUUUGGAAGUCACCAAGCCUAUUAAACCCUUCGGCUGCGAAGACUGUGGCAGAGCAUUUACUCGCCCUGCGGACUUGCGACGCCACCAGACUAGCGUCCACAACCCCGUGCCCGAGGACUGUCCCGUGGAGGGAUGUCCGCGCAAGGCUGGCAAUGGCUUUCCCCGGCGGGAUCACCUCAAGGAACAUCUGCGGUCUUACCACCAUAUUGAUGUGCCUAAGCGGUCUAGGAGGGUGACGAAGACUGUUUGAUGUUUUUUUUUUUCUUCUUUUCUUCUCUUCGCUUCUUUCUUCACUUCUUCCUCCCUUUCUCUUCCCUUCUUCCUCCCUUUCUCUUCACUUCUUCUAUUCC
Messenger RNA from Aspergillus candidus, 963 nucleotides. Its product is annotated as C2H2-type zinc finger protein. NCBI's taxonomy places the organism in Eukaryota, Fungi, Ascomycota, Eurotiomycetes, Eurotiales, Aspergillaceae. The record is from RefSeq and is a predicted model, not a curated record. Gene Ontology annotation, cellular component: nucleus. The coding region runs from base 192 to 863 and encodes 223 amino acids. The transcript has 3 exons. Gene Ontology annotation, biological process: regulation of transcription by RNA polymerase II.